AUGUUUCCUAGUUUGCGUGAGCUGGUCUUCUUUGGAAUGGUGGAGUGGGAGGAGUGGGUGUGGGAGAAGCAUGUAGAUGAGGAAGCCAUGCCUGUCCUGGAGGAGCUUCUGCUCGACAACUGCAAACUCAGUAGCGUUCCUCCUGGCCUUGCCUUCCACGCAAGGGCUUUGAAACGACUGGUCAUUACUGCGGCUGUAAACCUCAGCUCUCUUGAUAAUUUUGCUUCUGUUGUUGAGCUUGACGUGUAUUUCACUCCACAGCUGAGAAGUAUAACUGAUCUGCAUGAACUCCAGAAGCUUACAAUCGCAUUCUGUCCAAAGCUCGAGAGAUUGAUUCGUGUUCCUGCAAUCCGAAGACUUGUGCUGGAGGAUUAUGACAUGGAAACACUCCCGAGAUACCUUCAAGAUGUAGGGAACCUGGGCGUUUUGCAGCUAGACUGCAGCGCAGAGCUUCUCACGUCCAUAGCAUUGGGCAAACCUGGACCAGAGUGGAAAAAGUACAGCCAUGUCAAGCAUGUCAAGGCAUAUGCACAUGAUGGAGGCAAUCGAAGGAAAUGGUACGUCUUAUACACAAAACAUCCCUACAAAUUAGAGACGAACAUCAGCCAACGCUCUUCCAAACUGGCAGCUGUUGGCAAAGAUGAAGACAAGCUUAUUGGCAAAGAUGAAGAAUACAUUAUUGGCAUAAACAGCUUAAAUGACUCAGCAGUCAACGAAGAUAACCGAGAACUUGUUGGAAUUCAUAAGCCAUGCGAGGAUCUAAUCAAGUUGCUGACGUGUGGCGAUGAGAAAGAACUAAAAGUGGUCUCCAUUUGUGGAACUGGGGGUUGGGGUAAAACCACUAUUGCACGUGCAGUUUAUAGGAAGAUUGCAAAUGAAUUCAGUUGUAAAGCUUUUGUUGACGUGCCCCGUGAUCCUGACAUAAAAUUGAAUAUUGGAACCAUAUGUGGUGAAGUUGGUUGUCCUCGUCCCAAGUUCGAAGAAUGUGAUGUUCAACAACUACUCGGCCGACUCAAAAUAUUCUUUGAAGAGAAAAGGUACUUAAUCAUUUUGGAUGGUAUGUGGACCACAUCAGUAUGGGAUCAAAUUCUGCCUGCACUGAAAGAGAAUAAACAUGGAAGUAGAAUAAUAAUUACAACUCAGAAAGCCAGUAUUGCUGAACAUGUUGGUGGUCUUUAUCAUCUGCCACUUCUUUCUUACAAUGAUUCAAAUAUGUUAUUCUUCCGAAGAACAUUAUUUGGGAGUGAACAUCAUUGUCCUCCUCAAUUUAUAGAAUUGUCCAAGAAAAUGAUAAGCAGAUGUGGACUGUUACCAUUAGCCAUCAUUGUUGUAACUGACUUACUGCCUAAAGUUAUGGUGUUAGAGGAAUGGCAAAAGGUGUGUGAUUCUAUUGAAAUGGGUGACAAUAUGGAGAAUAUCAGAAGAGUUUUAAACCACACUUAUGAUGAUCUACCUCAAGAUCUCCAGAGAUGCUUGCUGUGUCUAGGUAUUUUCCCAGAGGGCUAUGAGAUUGGAAGAGAUAGUUUGGUGCAGAGAUGCAUAGCUGAAAAUUUAAUAUGUGGGGAGCGUGGACAGAACUUACAGGAACUGGGUGAGAGUUAUUUUUCUGAACUCGUAAAGUGUAACAUGAUCCAACCGAUAGAAUUUGACAGUUCUGGAAGGGAUCUGGUUUACCGUGUACCUGCAAUAACUCUUGAUUUUAUUGUCAGUUUGCCAGUUCACAAGAAUUUUGUUACUAUAUUACCUGCCCUACAACAACAAACAGAUCUCUCAAGCAAGGUAGAACGAUUAUCUCUCCAAGACAGCAAUGAGCGACAUGAUGUGCUAAGAGCAACCAAGACCACUGGCCAAGUGAGUUCACUCUCUCUCUUUAAUGGUGCUGAUUUGAUGCAGCCACUUUCAAAGUUUCAAGGGCUGCACGUGUUAUAUUUACAGAGAUGUGAUUCUGUGAAGAAUGAACAUCUUAAGGGUCUUGAGAGUUUGGAUAAGCUGAGGUAUCUGGUUCUAGGCAGCAGUCAGAUUACUGAGAUCCCAAAAAAGAUCGGGGAACUACGCCAUCUGCAGAUGCUGGAUUUGAGGGCAACUGGUGUAAAAGAGCUACCAUCGAGUAUUGUUAAGCUUACAAAACUGCGGUGUCUGCUUAUUAACAGAUCCACAGAAGUGCCAGAUAAGAUUAUCGGGAAACUACAUGCUCUAGAAGAACUAGCGGAAAUCGAUAUCUCCAAGUCUCCAAAUAUUCUGCAAGAGAUUAGUACCAUGCCAAAACUGAGGGAGCUCAGCAUUGCCUUGUGGUCAUGGGAUGAGCUUCAUACCACACUUCUGUCCGACACUCUGCAAAUUGACUAUGAAGAAACUCAAGCAUCUAUCUAUUUUCUCUUACUGUUUACUAGAUUUCAAUCAGAUUUAAAGCCACUCCAAAAACUUGAAAAGCUUGAGAUACAGGGCAGCAUAUUUGAUAAAUUACCACAUUGGAUUAGCAGCCUCACUGUUCUCCGCUCCUUGUCCAUUGAGAUCUACUCCUUUGGAAAGGAUACCCUUGAAAUACUUGGGAAAUUAGAGCAUCUUGUUUUCCUAUCCCUUGUUGCGAAGCGGAGUGCAGGAGAAAAGUUAGUGAUUGUUAAAAAUACAUUCUGUACCCUGAAAACCUUCCUUCUGUUCAAUCGUGCCAUGGCGAUCGGGUUCGAGCAAGGAGCUAUGGAGAAACUUCAAAGUCUUAAGUUAACGCUGCAGGCGUCACUGACAAAAACGGAUGAUCUUUGUUUGGGCCUGGAUACUCUCUCUUCACUUCAGCACGUCCAUGUUGAAAUUAUCUGCUUUAGUGCCACCAAUGGGGCUGUGAAGGUAGCUGAGACUGCAAUCCGGAGCAUGAUUGGAAAUAACCCUGGUAAGCCUAGACUUGAAAUGAAAAGAAUCAUGGAGGGAUAUAUGGAAGAAGAUAAAAAGGAAGAGUCAGAAUGUGAAAUCGAGGUAGAAGAUGAAGAUCAAGAAGCACUCUGUGUGACAAAGCCGGAAGAACAGACCGUUACAGCAAAGAAGAAGAAGAGCAGGAGGGCAAGGAAGAAGAACAAGAGGCAUCACUAG
Molecule: messenger RNA, 3081 nt
Organism: Triticum turgidum subsp. durum (durum wheat)
Lineage: Eukaryota; Viridiplantae; Streptophyta; Magnoliopsida; Poales; Poaceae
Source: the annotation of a GenBank genome assembly